UAAUCAAAAUGGCUUCCAGCUGGUCCUAGGUGGGGACGAGGAGGCUUGAGGCCUAGACGUGAGACUCCGGCCGGGGAAGGCAGAUUGAUUAGGGGAGGAAGGGGGGGCCUCAGUCAAGGCCCCUGAAUGAGGUUCUGGGAAAAACCCCUCUUGUUUGGUGGCCCAAAUGCAGCUUUCCACACGGUUGGAGGAACAUCACACUCACUCAGCCUCUCAUCCUUGGAAUUUUAAAGCUUCAGCCUCAACCCGCUUCCCACCGGGCUCUUGCCUCAGUGCGGUCCCUACUUGCGUCUUGCUGGUAAACCCGUACUUUGCUAGCUGAGGAAAAAAUGUUCAUCCUACAAACUCCUUACUCAUGGCCUGGCUCCCAACCUCCAAGAGGAAACAGGAUCCGUCAGAGAGAACCACCCGAUGUCGAGCUCCAAACCAAUCGGUCGGGUUAGAAAAAUAGAAGUAGGUCCCUCCUGUCUUAGGAACAAUCCUGACUUCGGUGCAGUGGAUUCCUCCCGCUCCUCUAGAAUGAAAGUUCCAUGAAAGCAGAGACCUGUCUGUCUCAUUUGCAGUUUUAUCUACAACACCUUGGGCCCUUCCUGGAUCCUGAAGGAUGAGAGAAGUGGUGAGAAAGGAAUCCUGUGUUGAUUCCAGGAGUGAAUUCCAAGAUGAAGCAAAUGUGUUUUGACUGGGGUCCAGGGGAGAUGCUGGUGUGUGAAACCUCCUUCAACAAAAACGAAAAAUCAGAGACCGAACCAGGCUGCCCCUUUAUCUAUAUCAUUCGAAAGGAUAUAGAUGUUUACUCUCAGAUCUUGAGAAAACUCUUCAAUGAAUCCCAUGGAAUCUUUGUGGGCCUCCAGAGAAUUGAAGAAGAAUUGACUGGAAAAUCCAGAAAAGCACAAUUGGUUCGAGUGAGUAAGAACUACCGCUCAGUCAUAAGAGCAUGUAUGGAGGAAAUGCACCAGGUUGCAAUUGCUGCCAAAGAUCCAGCCAGUGGUCGCCAGUUCAGCAGCCAGGUCUCCAUUUUGUCAGCAAUGGAGCUCAUUUGGAACCUUUGUGAGAUUCUUUUUAUUGAAGUAGCCCCAGCUGGCCCUCUCCUCCUUCACCUCCUUGACUGGGUCCGACUGCAUGUGUGUGAAGUGGACAGUUUAUUGGCAGAUGUCCUGGGCAGUGAGAAUCCAAGCAAACAUGAGAGCUUUUGGAACUUGGUGACCAUCUUGGUGCUACAGGGCCGGCUGGAUGAGGCUCGGCAGAUGCUCUCCAAGGAAGCUGAUGCCAACCCCUCCUCUGCAGGCAUGUGCCGAAUCCUGGGGGACCUGAUGAGGACAAUGCCCGUUCUCAGUCCUGGUAACACCCAGACACUGACAGAGCUGGAGCUGAAGUGGCAGCAUUGGCAUGAGGAAUGUGAGCGUCACCUCCAGGACAGCACAUUUGCUGCCAGCCCUCACCUGGAGUCUCUCUGCAAGAUCUUGCUAGGAGAUGAAGCCGCCUUGUUGGAGCAAAAGGAGCUUCUGAAUAACUGGUAUCAUUUCCUAGUGACCCGGCUCCUGUAUUCUCAUCCCACAGUAAAACCCAUUGACCUGCACCUUUAUGCCCAGUCCAGCCUUGACCUGUUUCUGGGAGGUGAGAGCAGCCCAGAACCCCUGGACAACAUCUUGCUGGCCGCCUUUGAGUUUGACAUCCACCAAGUGAUCAAGGAGUGCAGUAUUGCUCUGAGCAACUGGUGGUUUGUGGCCCAUCUGACAGACCUGCUGGAUCACUGCAAGCUCCUCCAGUCGCACAACCUGUACUUUGGAUCUAACAUGAGAGAGUUCCUCCUGCUGGAAUAUGCCUCAGGACUGUUUGCUCAUCACAGCCUGUGGCAGCUGGGAGUGGACUACUUUGACUACUGCCCUGAGUUGGGCCGAGUUUCCUUGGAGCUGCACAUUGAGCGGAUCCCCCUGAGCACUGAGCAGAAAGCUCUCAAAGUGCUGCGGAUUUGUGAGCAGCGGCAGAUGACUGAGCAAGUCCGCAGCAUUUGUAAGAUCUUAGCCAUGAAAGCUGUCCGCAACAAUCGCCUGGGCUCUGCCCUAUCUUGGAGCAUCCGAGCCAAAGAUGCUGCCUUUGCCACGCUGGUGUCAGACAGGUUCCUCAAGGAUUACUGUGAGCGAGGCUGCUUUUCUGAUCUGGAUCUCAUUGACAACCUGGGGCCAGCCAUGAUGCUCAGUGAUCGACUAACCUUCUUGGGAAAGUACCGCGAGUUCCACCGAUUUUAUGGGGAGAAGCGUCUUGCUGAUGCAGCUUCUCUUCUCCUGUCAUUGAUGACUUCCCAGAUAGCCCCACGGUCUUUCUGGGUAAUACUAUUAAUAGAUGCCUUGCCCCUUUUGGAAGAGAAAGAGGUGGUUUUUUCAGCAGAGCAAACAUAUGAGCUGAUGAGAUGUCUAGAGGACUUCGCCUCAAGAAGGCCAGUGUGGAGAGAGCCUGGUGUUCAGCGACUCCAGGAGGACGUGGAGAACACGAAGUUGGAAAUGCUGAGACUUGCUCUUGCACGAAAUCUUGGCCGGGCCAUUAUAAAAGAAGGCUCACUGGAAGGAUCCUGAGGUCAGCCAAGAGCUGCUUCAAUGUGUCAUUUUCAUAUGGCAAUGUAUAUAGAUUUCUGAAAAAAUAAAUUUUUCUUCCCCCAAA
Messenger RNA from Canis lupus familiaris (dog), 2655 nucleotides. It is a transcript of the gene NUP85, whose product is annotated as nucleoporin 85. Gene Ontology annotation, biological process: protein import into nucleus; mRNA export from nucleus; positive regulation of DNA-templated transcription. The record is from RefSeq and is a predicted model, not a curated record. NCBI's taxonomy places the organism in Eukaryota, Metazoa, Chordata, Mammalia, Carnivora, Canidae. The transcript has 20 exons. The coding region runs from base 660 to 2570 and encodes 636 amino acids. Gene Ontology annotation, molecular function: structural constituent of nuclear pore. Gene Ontology annotation, cellular component: nuclear pore outer ring.